Chenopodium quinoa (quinoa) is the source of this 1653-nucleotide messenger RNA. RefSeq lists its product as uncharacterized. The record is from RefSeq and is a predicted model, not a curated record. The coding region runs from base 1 to 1653 and encodes 550 amino acids. The transcript is spliced from 5 exons. NCBI's taxonomy places the organism in Eukaryota, Viridiplantae, Streptophyta, Magnoliopsida, Caryophyllales, Amaranthaceae.
AUGGUCGACAAUGUUGAUACAACAAGGGAUCAUGUGGUUUGUCAUGGGUUUAGGCCUCAAUAUCAUGUGUGGGUUUGGCACGGUGAAAAGGGAUCGUAUAGGGAGAAUGUUGUUGGGAAUGAUACGCACGAUAAAAGUGUCGAGAUUCGUGCGGAAGAUGAAUAUGGGACUGAUGAUGGUGGAGAUGGGGAUGAGGAUAGGGAUGAGAUCGAGGAUGGUGGUGGUGAUCACUUAGAUGAGAUGAUGCAUAAUGUUGAAGGUGAAUUUGGUGACCGAUGUGAUGUAUUUGAGUCAUUAUCAGAGGCUGCCAAAAAUCCUUUGUAUCCUGGGUCCAAAAAAUACACCAAACUCUCCGCUGUGUACAAGAAUAAAGGGCAUAAAGCAUAUCCUAUUUGUAUCGAUGACACACCAAACGUGUACCUUGAACACUACGGCAAAGAUGUGUACGUGAGGACCCGAAGAUUGCUUAGGCGCGAUCACCCAUAUCGUAGGCAGAAAAAGGCCUUCAAUGGGAAAGUGGAAGAGGGGGCUGCGCCUAGGCCAUUGAGUGGACAGGAGGUGUAUGGUCGAGUGAAGGGUAUACCAACUGUUUUUGAGAAGAAUGUUUGUGAUGCAGUUGUUGGGACAAUUAUGGGUAUUCAUGGAAAAACAAUGGAUGGAAAGAGCGCACGAUUAGAUUUGGAAGCGUGGGGGGGUUCGUCCGGAAUUGUGGGUCCAGUCAAAGGUAGGGAAGGCAAAGGUAAUGGAAAAGUCUUUAUGAGGUGGUGCUAUCCUUUUGAAAGACACAUGGGCACAUUGCAACACAAAGUCAGGAAUCCAGCCCAUCCAGAAGGUAGUAUGAUUCAAGGGAUUGUGGCGGAGGAGAUUGGUAAUUUCGUGGCAGAGUAUGUUGCCGUUGCCGAACCAAUUGGGCUUCCCACUUCCCGGCAUGAAGGGAGACUUGAUGGUCAUGACACACUCGGGUCGAAACGGUUCUUGCAAGCUCACCUAUUUGUGCUUCAUCAUGUUGCGGAGGUUCACCCAUAUUUAGAUGAGCACAUGGAUAGUUUGCGUGCCGAAUUUCCAUCAAAAAGGGAAAGGGUACUAAUGCAGUUGCAUAAUAAGAUGUUUGUGACGUGGUUCCAUGAUCGAGUUAUGCGUCAAUUGGAUAAGAGUGUCUCUGAUACUAUCAAAUGGCUAGCUUAUGGUCCAAAGGAAGAUGUUUAUUCUUUUGAGGGAUAUGACAUAAUGGGUAUACAUUCUGGACUGAGCAUCGUGAUCAGAAGUCCUCAUCGACUCAAAAUAGUGGUGUCACUCUUGUGGCUUCAUCAAGAGAGUUUGCAAGUGCAAAGGAUACAACACCGGUGCAACGUCAGACAUGAUGACUUCACUCUUGUAGACCUUGGCCACUUGCGGGAUAGUUUGGAAUUAUUCAUCCUUGCAUCUCAAGCUAAGCAAGUGUUCUAUGUAACCGACCUAGCCGAUCCAAAAUGGUCCAUUGUCCUUGCUAGCAAAAGAAGAAUUUUAGGGGUUGGAGAUGUUGAAGACGAGGAAGAAUAUGAUGCGUUUGAUGAUUCGCCCCCUUUCACUGCCCCUAGACUUGAUGUAGCAAAUGAUGUAGACAAGGAUGCAAAUUAUGUUCGAUCAGACCACAAUGAGGGAAUACUCGAAUGA